AUGGGGAGCUGCUGCAGUUGUCUGUGCAGAGACAGCAUUCCAGACAACCAUCCCACCAAAUUUAAGGUAACGAACGUGGACGAUGAAGGUAACGAGCUGGGAUCUGGGAUUAUGGAGCUGACACAGACGGAGCUCAUCUUGCACACUCACAAGCGAGAUGCUGUCAGGUGGCCCUACCUCUGCUUGCGCCGCUAUGGCUAUGACUCCAACCUCUUCUCCUUCGAGAGCGGUCGUCGCUGCCAGACGGGGCAGGGGAUUUUUGCCUUCAAGUGUUCCAGAGCAGAGGAGAUCUUUAACCUGCUUCAGGACCUGAUGCAGUGUAACAGUAUCAACGUAGUGGAAGAGCCUGUUGUCAUCACCAGGAACAGUCACCCCGCGGAGCGGGAGCUCUCCCGGACCUCCCAGGCACCCAACAGCCUGGGGUACACUGUCCCAGGAUUUCCCAAUGGAUUUCACAGCUUCCCUGGAGAAACCCUAUCAUACUCGGCAGCCCGCCACCCCUCCGUGAGCAGCCUGAGGCAUUCCUCUGUGGGUGAAGACUCUACUCAUGCUCUUAUUGGGCCUGAUGAGCAGUCCCACACCUACGUCAACACGGCCAAUGGUGAUCAGGAGCUGAGAGGCCGACAUUGUAUGCACUCCUUGCCUGAAGUCCACCCUCCUUUCCCCCAUAGGAACCACAGCUGCUCCCUCGAAGACCGCAAUCCCCAGGUCUUUCUGCAGCCAGGGGAGGUUAAGUUCGUGUUAGGUCCCACAUCCAACUGCAGACGCGUCUGUCGGCACCACCGGGAGUGCAGGACGCACUUCUGCCCCCCCAACAACAACAACGAGUGCGAGGAGGAGUGCCCUUCACCCCACUGCGUCUACGAGAACGUCAACGGCUUGCUGCCCCCCAGCACCUCCUCUCUCUGUCGAGGCGGGCGCUUGAAACUCACCCGGGAGGACGCGGGCUUACCCGGCUGCUCCCAUCGCAGAACGGCGUUGCUGCACUAUGAGAACUUGCCGUCGCUGCCCCCGGUGUGGGAGUGCCAGCCGCUCCGGCAGGGCGAGGAGGACGCGGGCGCCGGGGAUGUGCUGACGCCUUCCCCCAACGGCUACUCUGAGGCUGGUGAAGAAGAUCCCCUGCAGAACUACAUGAACUCGGAGAACACUGCGCUGCACGGGGGCAGCGGCCAGCGGCGCAGCAGCUUCCUGCCAAAGCCUCGUCGCGGCUGCAUGCCCAGCGUCUUCAGCUUCGACUUCCCCCGGCCCUGUCCAGAGCAGCCGCGGCAACUCAACUACAUCCAGGUAGAGCUGGAGGCUGAGCCGUGCAAGGGACAUCAGAACCCACCGGUCCCCUGUGUCCCACCUCCUGCCACCCACGAAGCCCGCCGGACGGACUCCUACGCGGUCAUUGACCUAAAAAAGACAGCGGCCAUGUCCAGUUUGCAAAGGGCCCUGCCGAGAGAUGAUGGGACUUCGCGGAAAACUCGACAUAACAGCACUGACCUGCCUCUGUAA
Messenger RNA from Fulmarus glacialis (Northern fulmar), 1497 nucleotides. It is a transcript of the gene FRS3, whose product is annotated as fibroblast growth factor receptor substrate 3. Bases 1 to 1497 code for a protein of 498 amino acids. Gene Ontology annotation, cellular component: cytoplasm. NCBI's taxonomy places the organism in Eukaryota, Metazoa, Chordata, Aves, Procellariiformes, Procellariidae. The transcript is spliced from 5 exons. The record is from RefSeq and is a predicted model, not a curated record. Gene Ontology annotation, biological process: cell surface receptor protein tyrosine kinase signaling pathway.